This is a messenger RNA of Fusarium vanettenii 77-13-4, 1170 nucleotides long. RefSeq lists its product as uncharacterized. Lineage: Eukaryota; Fungi; Ascomycota; Sordariomycetes; Hypocreales; Nectriaceae. The record is from RefSeq and is a predicted model, not a curated record. Bases 1 to 1170 code for a protein of 389 amino acids. The transcript has a single exon.
AUGGCUGUCCUCUCUCUCAUGACAUUGGCCUUGGCCUUUUCCUCCCAGGCUAUGGCCGCCCCUCGCCCUCGUCCUCAGGGCUUCGGUGAUUUCCCCGGAGGUUUCCCCGGCAGCGGACUCGGCGGUGGCAUCCCAACUGGUCUGCCCAGCGGCAUUGGUGGUGGUGCUGGCGGUCUGCCCACUGACUUGCCCACUGGUAUCAUCCCUGGUGGUGAUUCUGGUAGCCUGCCUACUGGUCUUAUCCCCGGUGGCGACGGCGAGUCGCCCGUCCAGACCCCCGGUGCUGGCUUCGGCGGCAACUUCCCCAGCGGCGGUGGUAGCUUCCCCAGCGGUGGCUUCGGUAACUUCCCCGGCAGCGGCAACAGCGACGCCCCUAUCCAAACCCCCGGCGCUGGUUUCGGCGGCAGCUUCCCCAGUGGCGGUGGUAGCUUCCCCAGCCGUGGCAGCGGCGAUGCCCCUAUCCAGACUCCCGGUGCCGGCUUCGGUGGCGGAGACAACUCUAUCAUCCCUACCGGCGGCUUCGGUGACAUUGGUGCCCGUGACGCCGCUCAAACUCCUGGCGCCGGCUUUGACUUCCCUACCGGCGGCAGCGACGGUGGUGACGCUCCUGCUUUCCCAACCCAGACCGGCGGCUUCGGUGGCUUCCCCAGUGGCUUCCCCAGCGGCGAUGCUCCCGCUUUCCCUUCUCAGAGCGGAGGUUUCGGUGGCUUCCCCGGAUUCGGCGGUCGCCACGGUGGUCGCCACGGUCACCACAGCGGCUCCGAGACCCGAACUCCCGGUGCUGGCUUCGGUGGUUUCCCCGGCGGUGAUGCUACCGACGCUCCCGCGCCCACUCUUGUCCCUACCCCCGGUGCCGGUCAGGGUGGCUUCGGUACUGCUCCCGGAGGCAGCAUUCCCACCUUCAUCGCUACUCCUGGCGCCGGCUUCGGUGGUGCUGAGGGCGCUCCUUCUGGUGCUCCUGGUGCCAUCCCUACCUUCAGCGCUGCUCCCGGAAACGGUGCUGGUAACUUCCCCGGCGGUGAUGACAACCAGGAGCAGCCCACUGGUGCCAACGACGCUUCCGGUGAGAUCCCCACCUUUGCUGCCACUCCCGGAGUCCCUCUCGGCGACAACAACGAGGCCACUGUCGCUCCCUCUGGUUUCCUCACCCAGACCCGACCAUCCUUUUAA